This is a messenger RNA of Caenorhabditis elegans, 1814 nucleotides long. It is a transcript of the gene Y105E8A.2, whose product is annotated as Endoplasmic reticulum lectin 1. NCBI's taxonomy places the organism in Eukaryota, Metazoa, Nematoda, Chromadorea, Rhabditida, Rhabditidae. The transcript is spliced from 5 exons. The coding region runs from base 19 to 1626 and encodes 535 amino acids. Gene Ontology annotation, biological process: ERAD pathway; endoplasmic reticulum unfolded protein response. The record is from RefSeq and is marked reviewed. Gene Ontology annotation, cellular component: endoplasmic reticulum.
GUGAUAAACCUUCAAAAAAUGGUUUCAACAGGCUUAUUUCGGCCGACAAAAGCUAUCCCGCUAUUAUUUCUUCUCUUUUCUCUUUACAAAACUGAGAAAAUCGAUGAUUCUAUUCACUAUUAUGUGUCAUUUACAAGUGAUUCGGUGACAAUAAAAGAUCCACCAACACUGGAAACAGGGAACACUGAGCUAUCCGAUGAUUAUGUGCGAAUUAUGUCGAAAAACAACGAGCGAUUCUUGUGUAAAUUGCCGCAAAUUGAUGUGGAAGUGAAGAAAAACGUGGAAUAUUCGGGAGCGACGGCCGGGAAAUUGCUGGAAACUAUGCUGUAUAAGGAUAAAAUGUGCAGCUAUUUGAUCGAUGUUUAUUGGACUUAUCAGGUUUGCCACGGCCGAUACGUAAUCCAAUACCACGAGGAUAAAAUGUUAACCGGACAAGUCUCGCGUACCGAAUUCUACCUCGGAAACUUUGAUUCCGCACUGACAGCCUCCACAAAUGAGCAAGUAAAGCCAGCGACCCGCCGAAUCGAAAAUGAGGAUUACCCAUACUAUUCAGUGUCCUAUAAUCAUGGAACCUCAUGCGAUGUAACCGGAGGAAAACCGCGUACCACAGAUGUCGUGUAUAUUUGUGUUGAAAAAGUACAACAUAAAAUCCUCUCGGUCACUGAAAUCUCAUCAUGUCAUUAUGAGAUUGUUAUAAUGACUGAUUUAUUAUGCAAACAUCCCGAAUAUCAACUUUCCGAGAAAAAAGAUCAUAAAAUUGUUUGUUGGAAUGAAGAUGCGAAGAAUGAGAAUGAAGCGAAACCUCAGACACUUCAGAGACUUGAUGAUUUUCAUGAUUCGACUUUUAAACGGGAAUAUACCGUUUUUACGGAUCAAGAUCCUCAGUAUUCAGAGAAUACUGAGGAAGAAGAUGGUGGUCUUAUUGAUGAGAAGGAUUUUGAGAAGCUUAAAGAGACUCGGCAGGCUGGGUACAUUUUGGGCGGUGUUAAAAGAUUCAAUACAAAAGAAUCGCUUGCAAAUAACCCAGCUGUCGUUCAUCAUACAGUAAAUCGAAUUCUAACAGGAGAAGAUUGUAUUGUUGGUGGAACUGGAUGGUGGAAAUAUGAAUUUUGUUACGGAAAACACGUUAUUCAAUUUCAUGAAGAUGCGAAUGGACAACGAUCUGACAUUCUUUUGGGAGUUUUUGAUGAAGUUGUACAUAAGGAAUGGGUUAAACUGGAUAGACAUGCUCGCGGAGCUAUUCAGGGAAACAAUCAAAUUGAUCAGAUUAGUCAAAUCUAUGCGAAAGGUGACAUUUGUGAUGAGACUGGAGCACAUAGAGACGUAGAAGUUCGAAUCCGCUGCGCCACCGCCGAUCACAGUGCUCUAUCGUUUUCAAUGCACCUAACAGAACCCAGAACUUGUCAAUACGUGCUAACAAUUGAUAGUGAACGAUUCUGUGAGCCACUUCAAUUUGCCGAUGAUUAUGGAUUAAUUGAGCUGACACAAGUUGCGUCGAGCUCUCAAUCAGCAGCAGCAGCAGCAGCAGCUCCAGUGGAAUUGAGCAUUGAUGAGGAGGAGGAGGAUGAAGCUCAUGAGCAAUCUGAUGAAGACGAUCAUGAUGUUAAGAUUCACGAGGACCUUUAAUUCCAAUUGAUUCAAUUCCCAAAAUAAUUUUCUUUCCAAUUUUCCACUUUUUUUUACCUGUUACCGGUCAUUUUUCUUGUUCCCUUCCAUUCUUCGAGCCUUGCCUCUGUGAUUUACCUGUACUAUGGGGUUUUCAUUGUUUCUAGUUUAAAUUAAAUUAAGUGUAAAUAAAUUAAAUUAAGUGUAAA